GGGCAGCCUUGCUCUUCGGGAGCCCCCGCCACCAGCCCCCAUCACUCAGAGGAGUGCUCUGCCACCUGCGGAGAGGGCAUCCAGCAGCGGCAGGUGGUGUGCCGGACCAAUGCCAACAGCCUCGGGCAGUGCGAGGGGGACAAACCAGACACUGUUCAGGUCUGCAGCCUGCCCGCCUGUGCAGGAAAUCUCCAGAACUCUACAGUGAGCACUGACAUUCAGGAACCUGUGACCCCAGAAGGACAGUGGGUGCCACAGUCUGGGCCCCUACAUCCCAUUAACAAGAUAUCAUCAAAGCUGUGCAUGGGGGACCGCUCCGUCUUCUGCCGAAUGGAGGUGCUCGAUCGCUACUGUUCCCUCCCCGGCUACCACCGGCUGUGCUGUGAGUCCUGUACCAAGAAGGCCCUGGGCCCCGCCACCAGCCCGGCCCCGGCCUCACCACCACCCUUCUCCGCCCCCGGGAGCGCUCUGCCAGGACCGGAGGCCCCUCCAGAUGCUGUGGAGCCCACUGUGGGGCCGACAGGAUCAGAUGACCAUCAGCGUGGCCGGUCCACACAGCUCCCGAGCCCUCUGGGCACCAGCUCCCCGGUGACCCAGCAUCGCUCUCCUCCCCAGAGUCUGAGCCCUCGAGCAUCCUGGGGUGCUUCCCCCAGCGCCCCCCGGGGACUGCCUUGGGGCUGGACCCGGGCACCUGUGCCCGUCUCCGAGGAUAAAGGGCAGCUCAGGGAAGACCCGAAGCCCCCAGGCACCGGCCUCCCCAGCGCCUCCCUGGUGACAUGAGCCCCACUUUGCCUGUCCCGCCAGUCAAGUUUACACUGCGUGCCACCUCGGAGACCGCCAGCUCGGAGGACACAUGGCGGGGCAGGGCAAACACUGACUUCCUUUUAAAUUAUUUGCCUUCUUGUUGUUCUGGUUUGGGGCUGUGGCACUUCACCCUGUGAGGUGGGUGUGCGAGGAAGAAAAAGAUCAGGGAAAGCCCCUAACCGGAGAUACCUCAGCCGGGAGCCGGGGCGACACAGCCGAGCCUCUCAGGGGCUCCUGUCUGUCUCCUGGCAGGACUGAGGGCCAGCUAGCCCCUCCUCCUCACGGCCACACGGUGGGGCCCCCCACCCUGGAUCCUUCUGGCCGCCUGCCUUUGCCAGAACGCGUGGGGACCACUGUGGAGGCCCUGUCUGUUCGGCCCCUCUGCCUCGAGAGGCGAAGCGGGACAGGGAAGGUGAGGAGCACUCUCAGGGCAGGCCACGAGGAAGGGGGCGCGUGGUGCGUGUGGUCACAAGUCUCUGGCUGCAGGGCUCCGGGGCGGUGCCGGGGGCGGGGGGGGCAAGUUCAUCUCAGGCCCGGCUCUUCCUAGCAAGAGCACCACACGGUUCCUCUAGCCAAGGCCAAGAGGCAGAAUCCAGCUCGCCUUUGCCGGUUGGAAGGCAGUGUUGGUGGCCACCUCUGCCCUUGCCGAUGGCAUUUCCUGUCGCUUCUGGUGCUUCCCAACUUCCCCCAGCCCACCCCAGAGAAGGGGGCUCCGGACACUCUGGAAUGUGUGUCCUCCCCAUUCAGGGGCUUCACAACGGUGCUAGGCCGCUGGCUGAAGCGGGAAUGUCAGCUUUGACCAUCGCUCUAGGGCAUGAAGGAAGGCUGACCUGGAAGGUCACUUUGGGGGACACAGAAACAGAGUUCUCAGGUUGUGCCCCAUCAACCCUUGUUCUCCGCCAAAGACCGCUCCUGCUGGAGUCAGGGGUCUUCUCCCGCCUGGCUCGGGCUGGGCCAGAGGUUUGUGGUGCUAGGGCAAGGCCAUGUGGCCCAGUACCCCCAGGGCAGGAUGUGAGCCUUUGCCCCAUGCUGGGGUGGGGAGGAGAUGUGACCCACAGUACUGUGGGGCCUCAGAUGCCCUCCAUGUUACCUCCGAAGGCAGGUAACUUCUCUAGACCCUCUGACUCUCAGGAAGCUGCCUGGGUUCCCAGGAAUUCUCCCAAGGGUCCUUACUCUUAGUCGUGCAGAGGGUCUUCUGGACUCGGCAGCAGGUGCUGGAGGGGCUUGCCAGGCAUCCUUCCCUGAGGGGGCUGGGGAGGGCUGUUCUGAGCCAGGCUAGAGGACUAGGAGCAGUGGGUCCCUGUCUGCAACCUCUGGAGAAUAGAGGCCUUGGAGGGGGCUCCCCACAUGUCCUCUCCACCUGCUGCUGCCCCCUCCCUGGGAUGCCGGGGCACACACUGAACCAUUCCUGUGAGACGCAGCCUGCCUGUGUUAGGGAUAUACAUUCUUGUGCCUCUGAGAUCCAGGUCUUUACAUUUUUAUGUAUUUAUUAACAUUGUCCUUGGUGUUUUGUUUUG
This is a messenger RNA of Leptonychotes weddellii (Weddell seal), 2321 nucleotides long. NCBI's taxonomy places the organism in Eukaryota, Metazoa, Chordata, Mammalia, Carnivora, Phocidae. The record is from RefSeq and is a predicted model, not a curated record.